Messenger RNA from Aspergillus sclerotioniger CBS 115572, 1801 nucleotides. Its product is annotated as putative protein kinase. Gene Ontology annotation, molecular function: protein kinase activity; ATP binding. Gene Ontology annotation, biological process: spliceosomal complex assembly; regulation of mRNA processing; protein phosphorylation. The coding region runs from base 354 to 1574 and encodes 406 amino acids. The transcript has 5 exons. The record is from RefSeq and is a predicted model, not a curated record. Lineage: Eukaryota; Fungi; Ascomycota; Eurotiomycetes; Eurotiales; Aspergillaceae.
CUUUCCGUUGAUCUCGUGACUGAAAAUAGUAUGUUGGGAUACAGUCUUCAUCCUGUCUGUUCUCCAGAUGCCAGCGGUAUACCGUUUUGGCCUACUGGUAUGAACGUGACAUAUCAUUUGCAGCACUUGGGUUUCUUCCCAGCCACUUGGCCCGUGAUGACCACGUGACCAUGGGCACCGGGUCCAUCAUCCCUGGUUAACGAAGCAAUCCCGGGCUUCUAACCUUCCUCCAUCCACCAACAUCCUACAGACACCCUGACCAAAGCCUUUUGUUCUGACUGCAGGUCCAACCGUGAUAGUUAGUCUUAAAACCGUAAUUGUAUCCUGAUCUGUUAUUGUAUGGCGUCUUCGAUAUGAAACCCUUUCAUCGGCUGGGUCGCUUCUUUCGAAGGCCACCGUCUCCUCGACGCAUCUCUACAUCUUCUAACUUCCCUGUACUGGACCCCGCCACAAAGAUUGAAGAAGAGCGAAUGCCCGCCUAUGAGCGAGGCCUCUUCUAUCCGGUCAAAUAUGGAGACGUGUUCGAGUCUAAAUACCAGGUUCUCAGCAAGCUGGGUUUUGGCGCUAAUUCCACGGUUUGGCUGUGUCGUGAUCUUCAUGACCAUCGAUACAUCGCAUUAAAAGUGUACAUCCGGGGCCCUGAAGCCAAUCAGGAAGUCCGUAUUCUGAAACAUCUCGCAGGGAUGAAGACAAAUCAUCCUGGGAGGGGUUUGGUUCGGUCCAUGAUUGAGGAAUUCCAGGUCGCAGGGCCGGAAGGGAGCCAUCAAUGUAUUGUGUACGAACCUCUUUUGACCAGUCUGUUGCAUUUCCAAGCAACCUUGAAUCCGAAAAGUCUUUCUGAGGAUUUGUUGAAAGGGGCGUUGCAGCAAUUGUUGCUGGGGCUUGAUUAUUUACAUUCGGAGGCGGGGGUGAUACAUACUGAUAUACAAGCCAAAAAUAUUAUUAUUGGCUCGAUGGAUGAUGGGAUAUUCCGCCAAUGGGAUGAGGAUGAGCAACGUGAACCCAGUCCGCGAAAGGUAGAUGGGGGAUAUAUCGUCUAUCAGAGCCGGUUGUUUCGGCGGGAGAAGGGAUGGAAUGGUGGCUUUGGGAUGCCAGUUCUUUGUGAUUUUGGGGAGGCUAGGAUGGGUGAUGAACAUGAUGGCUUGAUUCAGCCGGAUAUUUAUCGUGCGCCCGAGGUUGUUCUCGGGAUGAGAUGGACGGAAAAGGUUGAUAUUUGGAAUGUGGGAGCAUUGAUCUGGGACUUGUUUGAAGAUCAUCAUCUGUUUGAUGGUAGAGGACCCGACGGAGUUCAUUCGAAUGCUCAUCUUCUCGCGGAAAUGGUAGCGGUGUUGGGUCCCCCACCGGUUGGGUUUCUUCGGAAGUCGUCUCGGAGUGAAUUGUAUUGGGAUUCGUUAGGGCAAUGGAAGCAUACGGUUGAGAUUCCAGACAAUUCGUUGGAAGACUCGGAAGAGUAUCUUGAGGGCGAGAAUAAAGAGAUGUUUAUGCGGUUUGUGAGAAAGAUGUUGCGUUGGGAUCCGGAGGAAAGGCAGAGCGCCCGAGAACUUUUAACUGAUCCUUGGUUGACGGGUCCUUAGGGUAGACUUUUGUUUUCUUCUUUCGUUUUUGUGAUAUGAGGUUGUCGUGGGGUCUUUUAGGAGAAACACAUACCCUCAGCCAAAGGGAUUUCUGCGGUUCGGUUUCUUGUCAUUAUAUCGUUAGUCAAAGUAUGUUGGGACAGUUUCUUGUUCCGCCUGUUCUCCAGAGCCCAGCGGUAUAUCGUUUUUGUCCGUAUGAAACGUGAAAAACUAUAUGAUCCGCUUGU